AUGACGAGAAGCGGAACAGAAGAUGACAUUGCGAUUAUCGGCAUGGCCUGCCGUGUCCCCGGCGCUGACUCCUCGUCACAGCUGUGGGAGAUGUUAGCGGCGAAGAAGGACGUCCGGAGGAGGAUUGAUCGAUUCAACAUCGAUGGCUACUAUAGCUCCCGAGAGGAAAGGGCUAAGGGCCUCACAGAUGUUCAGCACGCCUACCUCCUCGACCAGGAUGUUGACAAAUUCGAUCACGCAUUCUUUGGUAUAUCGCCCAUCGAGGCCUCCGCAAUGGAUCCUCAGCACCGGAUGCUGCUCGAGGUGGCCUACGAAGGAGUUGAAAGCGCAGGCAUUCGCCUGGAGGACAUCCAGGGCACUAACACCGCCGUGUAUGCCGGAAUAUCGUGCAAUGAUUACCAGGCAUCCCUACUGAGAGAUCUGGAGCAUCUACCCAGAUACGCGGCGACGGGGAUGCACAACUCAAUGGCCGCCAACCGCGUCAGUUACUUUUUUGAUCUGCAUGGUCCGAGCAUGACAAUCGACACGGCCUGCUCGUCCACCAUGGUAGCCCUGAACCAGGCUGUCCGAGGACUGCAGGGAGGAGAGUCCGGAAUGGCUCUCGUGUGCGGCUCUCAUCUCAUCCUGAACCCGGACAUGUUCGUCCACAUGUCCGAGCUUGGCUUCCUCACCCCAGGCGGACGGUGUCGCAGCUUUGACGCCCAAGGCGACGGCUACGCGCGCGGCGAAGGCUGUCUUGCAUUGCUCCUGAAGCCACUCGCGCAGGCGAUUCGGGACCAUGAUCCGAUCCGCGCUGUCAUCAAAGGCACCCAACUGAAUCACGACGGCAAGACCCAGGGUAUUACCCUGCCAUCUGCCAGUGCCCAGCAGCAGAACCUGGACACACUUUACCAGCGCUGUGGAAUCCCUCCGCGGCAGGUGCAAUAUGUCGAGGCUCACGGGACCGGCACCGCCGCGGGCGAUCCGAUCGAAUGUGCGGCACUUGCUCGCGUUUUUCGUCCCUCCGACACUCCCGAGGACAACACCCAGAGACUGGUCAUUGGAUCCAUCAAAAGCAACAUCGGCCAUUUAGAGUCUUGUGCCGGGCUGGCGGGAAUUAUCAAAACCGUCGAGUCUCUUGAGCGCGGCCUCAUCCCGGCCCAAAUGAACUACGAUACUCCCAAUCCCAAGAUCCCCCAUGAUAGACUGCUGGUCCCCAAGGACACUAUGCCAUGGCCAGCGACGCCAGACGCGGUGCGCCGGGCUGGGAUAAACUCCUUUGGAUUCGGUGGCACGAAUGGACAUGUCAUUCUGGAGCAAUAUGUACGCCAGGAGGACAUGCAGCUCACUGCUCCCUAUCGGAGACCGUAUCUGUUCAAGGUGUCGGCGGGCAGUGAGAUCUCGCUGCGAGGGCUUGCAGCCCGUUAUGCUACCGCUGUUGAUGAACUGUCUCCACAUCUGGUGGAUCUUGCAUUCACGUUGCUGUCUCGACGGUCUACACUCAGCAAGACCGUCUACUUCGUUGCCUCCUCGGCGGAAGAGACAAAGAGCCAUCUUGGUCAAAUCGCGACGGGCGAGAUUCAGCCCGUAUCCUCUUCCCCAGCUACCACGACAACCAUGCUGUGGAUCUUCACGGGCCAGGGGGCGCAGUGGCCGCAGAUGGGAAGGCAGCUGCUGGAUUGCUGCCCGCUCUUUUCGGCUGUCAUCCACGAAUGUGACAGGGCACUGGCAUGCCUGCCCGAUCCUCCUGCCUGGAGCCUUGUAGCCGAACUGCUCCAACCAAAGAGCUCCUCCCGCAUCCAGGAGGCAGCAUACUCGCAACCGCUGUGCACCGCCAUUCAGAUUGCCCUGGCCGAGAAGUGGCGAAGCUUUGGCAUCGCACCGACCGCAGUGGUUGGGCAUUCCUCGGGGGAAAUUGGGGCGGCGUACGCGGCAGGAAUCCUCAGCUUGACAGACGCCAUGGCCAUCUCUUACUACCGCGGGCUCUUCGUCCAUGGCAAAGACGAGGGACCAAAGGGUGCCAUGUGCGCUGUGGGGCUGGAGGAGGAGCUGGCGCGCCAAAUAUUGGUCCCUUAUGAUGGCAGAGUUAGCCUGGCUGCCGUCAAUGCGCCCACAAGCUGCACUAUUUCUGGCGACGCGGAUGCGGUGACCGAGAUACAUGACCUGUUAAAAGCGCAGGGAAGAUUCUGUCGAAUGCUUCAUGUAGAUACCGCCUAUCAUUCCCACCAUAUGCUGCCCGCCGCAUCCCGUUACAUUCGUGCUCUUGACGCUGCGGGGAUUCGCGCAUCCUCGUCCCCAGCACGAUGCAAGAUGUAUUCGUCAGUGUCAGGGAGGCUACUUGACCCGGCGGAUAAUACAUCUCAGUACUGGAGGGACAACAUGGUCUCUACAGUGCGAUUUACUGACGCCAUCAAGGCAGCGGUCGAGAAUCAUUCGCCAUUCGGGUCCUUCUUAGAGAUUGGACCCCAUCCAGCCCUCAAGGGCCCAACCGUGGAGCUCUUGUCCACCUUGGGCAUCAGAGAAGCCAGAUAUUGGGGAUCGUGCUCCCGUGGAAAACCGGACCUGGAAGCCAUCUUAAAUUCAACUGCGCAAAUGAUCCAUCACGGGUUCCCAAUUCGGCUGGACCAGGUGAAUAGCCCCCAGCUGGGGAGUGAAUAUAAUGGACGGGUCGUGACGGGCCUUCCUGGAUACGCCUGGGAUCAUUCAGUCGGACACUGGGCAGAAUCACGAUUGAGUCUCCAGGUGAAAAACCGCUGCUUUGCUCGAUGUCCUCUGCUGGGGGCGCGUAUGCCCGGGGAUAAUCCAAUAUUGCGCUUGUGGAACAAUAUCUGGAGGCGAAAGGAAAUGCCAUGGAUCGAGAGAAUAGAGGAAAACCAUGGAACAAAGGUGCCCCAAGCAGCGUUCAUCAUCAUGGCGCUAGAAGCCACGCAGCAGAUUAUCGUUGAGGAGCGAUACUCAACCACAGGGAUCUUAGCCCUGGAGAGUAUUGAUUUCCACGGGCAUGUUUCGCUCAGCCAUCUGGAGUCAGAAUCAGACAAUCCAUUCGAAACCAACCUUCGGAUGCAGCGCAUCACUUCGACCACGUAUGAGUUUUCCAUUGUCGGUGGUAGUGCGACUAUUCCCUGGCAGCAGAUCUGUUCCGGUCACGUCAGUCUCAAAGCAUCCAUUCCGGCUGCACCAACGCAGGAAUCUAUCAAGAACGGCGACGCAAUGAGCAGUGAUGGCAUUGCGGGAAUUCAGAUAUACCAUACCACAGAGUCCCAGGUCAGCGGCGCCACUACCAUUCCCUUGGCAGACGAGGAGACUGGGAGCUGGGACCCACUGAUUCUGGAAACUCUCCUCAGGCUCAAUGGGAAGAUAUUGGGUCGGGGUCCCGUUCCCUCUGAGUAUGACUUGCGGGCCAUCGAGCGACUAGCGAUGCCUAUCGCGUAUCGACCUUCGCUAGUCAAAUUCCACACCAAGGCCGCAAGAAUCCAUGAAGCCCAGGGUGUUGGUGAGAUACAGAUCGGGGAUACGGCCAAGUCCCCUCUCACGAUAACUGGGUUGCAGUACCAAUUCCAGAAACGUAUCCAGGAGGAACUCCCCCUGGACUCCCUCUUCCUCUGUCCUACAAUCCUCCCGGAUAUAAGCUGUUUGACAUCCGUGCCACAGCAGCUGUCUCUUGGACAUCUCUUGACCCUGGUCUGUCACAAAUGGCCGAUGUGCGACAUAGCUCUGGUGGGACUGAACGAGGCUUUGCUCCGGGAGGUUCACUCCCAAUUGCCUGAGGCAGAUCCUUAUCAUCGCCCAAGCUUCCGCCUGGUGGAUGUCAUUGGAACCGAACUCGCAUGGAAUACAUCCCGCUGGUAUUCGCUAGACCACGCCAGACCAAAGACGCAGUAUCAUCUUGUUCUCGGAACCGUAAGCGGGAUACGCAGAUGUACACCCUCCCUGCACCGCAAGGGACUUCUUGCUGUCACUGUGCACGACGAAUCCGACGGCGAAUGGUUCGCGUCAGAAUUCGACAAGGUGGCCGCAUUUGAUGGCGUGGGAUCGACUGAAUGGGCUGUCGGUCAGCGUCGGACCGCACUGCGCAAGGAAACGCCGAUGGCAGAUAAAACGCUUGUUCUACAAUGCGAAGGGACCAAACUUGUACCUUCCGCAAGAGACCUGGACUUUCAGCCCGUGAACUUUCACUUACCCGCUGUGCGGGAGCAGGUUGAGGAGCGACCUGAUACUGAGCGGCUGGAUGUGGUUAUCCUGGACAUGGCGCAGCGAUCGAUUCUUCUAGACGUCCCAGGGGACAAACUGCUUCCGACAUUGCAGUAUCUGAUUCCACGGACCCGAAGUCUCGUAUGGGUGUCCAGUGAGACGGAAGGAAAUCCAUUCCGCCGCGUCGUGCCGAGCUUUCUGAGAACCCUGAUGUCUGAGUAUCCGUCGCUACGAGCCUUAAGCCUGCUGAUUUGCGGCGAACAUUCCAUUGAGACAAUUGGAGCAACGAUCCUAGAUGCACAGCAGGAUCUGCUUAUGGGAGAAACUGAGACUGACAUGAUUGUCAAAGAUUCCCAGCUUCAUUUACUUCGGUAUCGUCCGGAUGACGAGCUCGCAGCUGCAGUGGGCCGCCGCGAGCCCCGAGAAUCGGUUAUUGAGGCUUCUGGACUGGAGCUGACGUACGAUAUUGUGCCAGCCGAGCCAGGAAGCCUUAUGGCUGUUCUUCAUCUUCCCCAGCUCGUGCAAUGUGCCACCACAGGUACUGUGAGAGUGCAGAUUGAUGCAUCCGUGAUCGAUCCUUGGGAUUGCCAGGUAGUCCGGAACCAUCGUGCCGCUACUGUCUGGCCGGGAUUUGGUCACUUCUUCUCGGGAACAAUCAUUUCUUCCAAAGGUAGCCACGACAUUGCCGCAAAAAGGGUCGUUGGCUGGAACUCGGGGGCGCAUAGCCGCCAUAUUACUGUGCCGGCUGCUCAGGUGUGGCCCAUAACAUCAGACCUAAAUCCCCAUCAGGCUGCUGUGCAGCUUGCAGUACACGCAAUUGCUCUUGCUGCUAUCCGAGGCACGGCUCGAUGCCUCCCGACUGAGCGUAUCGCGAUUGGAAUACCAGGUGCCUUGGGCGAUGCUUUGCGCAAUGUCUGCCGCGUCAUGGAUCUUGCGUUUGAAGAGGACGAGGUUCAAGGGCAUAGGUCGAUGGGAGAUAAGCUGUUCCGUGUUCAUGCUGACUCGGGCAGCUUGUCCGUGGACAACACUCCUGUUGACAUAGAGACAUACCUCAAGGGUGGUGACCGCAUUCUCGCCGAACUUGCGACUGAUCGCUUUCAAUUAAACUGCCAAGUUCCAGCUUUCCCCAUCGCAGACUACCAAGAAGCGUUCGAUCAUGCCGCAAGCAACCGAACGCCCACAGUGUUGUUGCAUGACCAUACGCGCACUCAGAUUCGUGGCAUUAUUACUUAUCGCCAGCCGCAUAGUAUAUUCAAGCCCAAUGGAGCCUACGUUCUGCUGGGCGGCUCCGGUGGACUGGGACAGCACCUGAUACGGUGGAUGGUGCGUCAAGGCGCUCGGCAUCUUGUCAUCGUAAGCCGCAGCGGGAUGAAAGCCGAGGAUGAGCGAUCCUUGCGUCGCGAUAUCGACGUUUUUAAUGCCAUACUCGAAGUCCGUCGGGCCGAUGCGACUAAACGGCCAGAUCUCGAGGCUGCUCUAUGUGAUGUCCGCGCGCGAGGCAAGAUCCUCGGGUGCAUGAACCUGGUGAUGGUACUCCAAGACAGCCCUUUCGACAGCAUGACUGGGGCGCAGUGGGACAUGGCCCUGGAAGCCAAGGUACAAUCCACGAACAACCUCCAUUUGGCGACUCUUCAGGAUCCUUUAGACUUUUUCAUUCUCUUUUCAUCCAUCGCCUCCAUUGCAGGGAACAUGGCCCAGGCGAACUAUGCCACAGCAAACGCGUAUCAGAACUCCAUCGCUGCUGAUCGCCGUGCGUCCGGAUUGCCAGGCAUGGCGAUCGCCCUUGGGGUGAUGACGGGCAUUGGUGUACUGACAGACGAGCAGAAUUUGCUUCAGGGCUUUUCUCAGAAAGGCAUGACUCUCCUGUCUCCCGAUAAUCUGUGCAAGAUCGUCGAGACGGCGGUGCAGGCGUCCCAAUACUCUGACCGGUCGUUGCUCCCCGUCGGUUUCGAUAUGUUCCAGUCGCUUGAUGGUGCUAUCCAGCGCCGGGAAGACCAACGGCAGCUAUUCUGGGCGGAAACCGCGGAAUUCGGCUUCUUGUUUGAUCACAAAGUGCAGGAAGAGGAUAACGCCGUCGUCUGUUCCCUAAGGGACCAGCUCCUGGGAGGCAACCCCGGUCAGGGUCUCGAGGCCCUUUUGAAGGCUUUCCUCGCCUUUCUGGGCAGCAUUCUGGGCUACGAGGCAGACAGUCUGGACCCCAGCCGCCCGAUGGCGAGUUUUGGCCUGGACUCCCUGAAUGCCGUAACAUGUCGUUUCUGGUUCUUCCAAGAGCUUGCAGUAGACGUUCCCCUCUUCCAGGUUCUCGGCGCAGACUCGGUGACAAGCCUUCUCCAAGACAUCCGUCAGGAAUUCCUCGCCAGUCACGGUUCGGCGAGCGACACGACAUCUCCCUCGACUGCUUUGCCGAUGCCAGUGGCACAAUCCGCCUCGGGACCUCUCAUGGUGAGACCUGUCUCCCACUCUCAGCACAGAAUCUGGUUUCUUCAGCAGCUGCUCACCGACAAGACGGUGUACAACCUCCUCCUCGUCUGCCACAUCGCCGGGGAAAUGGACGUGCCGGCCUUCCUCGCUGCGUGGUCGACGCUGAUGAAGCGGCACGAGAUACUGCGGUCUUGUAUUUCAGACACGGCCGAUGGGCUGCAGCAGAUCCCGAAAGACAGUGCAACAUUCCCGUUGACAGUAAUCAAGGCAAAUGGAUCCAAGGAAUGGCGAGACGUGGAGGCGGAGGUUACUCGCUUGGCCCGCGGUUACGUCUUCGAUCUGGAAGGCGGCGAUGUGAUCCACGGCUGGCUGGUCCAAAAUCCUGCGGGGUGGAAGUUCUAUUUGGCUUCGCACCAUCUGGCAUGGGACCGAUCGUCGGUGCCUGUCAUCUUUGAGGAGACAAGCCAUGUGUAUCAGAACAUUCUGGCCGGAAGGUCCCCGGAAGCAGAACUCUCUCCAGUCCCAUACCAGUUUGUGGACUAUACGCUUUGGCAAAACGAGGUGUUGGAGCAGGAAAGCCUGGUCAAAGGAUCCUUGGAGUACUGGAUGUCAGAGCUAGAUGGUAUUCCCGACGCCAUCACCCUUCUGCCCUCGGCAUCCGUCGCAUCCAGGCCCCUCGUGCAGCAGUACCAGACCGAUACUUCCUUGAUUUCCUUGGACGCCGCCUUGGCGAGCCGGCUCAAGAGCUUCUGCCGUGAACAUGCCGUCACCCCCUUCAUGUUCAUGACGGCAUGCCUCAGCAUUCUUCUGCAUCGUCUCACAGGCGACCAGGACAUCCUGAUAGGAAUCGCCGAUGGCGACCGUAGUCACACGGCAUUCGACCGACUGGUGGGAUUCACGGUGAACAUGCUCGCCCUGCGCUUCCGCAUGAAUCCCAAGGAUAAUGUGCAUGACUUCUUAGGCAAGGCCAAGCAGACCUGUGUACAGGCCUACAAGCACCGUAUUCUCCCCUUUGAUUACCUCCUGCAGCACCUCAAUGUCCCCCGUGCCGCAAGUCACAGUCCCAUCUUCCAGGUCAUGGUCAAUUACCAGAUGCAGGCCGCAUUUCCUGAGUACGACUACGGCACAUUCCGGUUCACGGGAUACGACCACUAUAAUGCACGCCCACAGGCCGACUUCUACCUCGAAAUCGAGGAGACAGCACAAGGGGCGCUGGACUGCUUCUUCCGCUUCGAUACUGCUCUGUACACGCAUCAGAGCAUGACAGAUCUAUCAUAUCGCUACCAGGCGCUCUUGGAGAGCGUUCUAGUUGCCGAUGGGGAGGACAAGCUGGGCAGUCUCCAUCUGCUUUCGACGGCCGACCAAGAGCUGGUCCACCGGUUUCUGCGUCCAGAGUAUCGGAACUACCCGACUCCUGUUGAGCUCAGCCACGACCUCUUUCUGGAUCGACUGCAGGAUGCUGUCCACCACAAUCCUUCGAAACUGGCAGUUUUUGACAAAGACGAAACUCUCACAUAUCAAGACCUGGACGAAAGGAGUGACAUGGUAGCGUCUGCGCUCCGUAGGCACGGCGUCCUACCCGGAGACAGCGUGGGUCUUGUCGGUGAUGCUUGUUGUUCUAUUAUUGCAGCCAUCUGUGGAGUGCUUAAGGCCGGGGGCGUUUAUGUUCCCAUUGACCGAGAGUACCCGCUCGAACGAAUUCAGAAUAUGGCUGCGGAUGCAGGGUUCCGAGCAUUGCUAAUUAGCCAGCUCAGUGAAUCCGAGCAUCAGAAACUCAGAGGUAUACCUGGCACACAGUUGAUCAAUGUGCAACAGGUGUUGAGCUCGACAUCGUCUGAUUAUGCCCUCCCCUUCCACCGGGCGGAUGCAUCGGACAGCUUCUGCGCCGUCUUCACCAGCGGCACCACGGGCAAACCCAAGGGGAUCUACAUUGGGCAAACACAGCUGCGUUGUGAGAUGGAGGGAUGUCAUCGUGUUUUCCAGACGACCAGCGAGGACAGGUUGCUCCUAUCAUCCUCGCUCACUUUUGACAUGCACCUGAUAUCUGUCUAUGGGUUCGUUUUGUACGGCGCUACCCUAUGCAUAGCUGACCGCGAGACCAUGUUAUCGCCGUCGUCGAUGGUGAACUGGGUGGUUGACUCUCAAAUCUCCUCCCUGAUGAUGACACCUACGCAGGCCCAGCUCUUGGUAACGGCCCCGAAUGCCGACCGGCUGCGUACCUGGACAUGUCUACGCAGCUUUAGUCUCGGAGGAGAACCGGUUGACCCUUCUGUUGUUGGUCGCCUGUACGAGCUAGGACUGCCAUCCGCCUCCGUCUACAAUGCGUACGGACCCUCCGAGACCACUGUAGGGGUUUCCAUCCACCGGUUCGACAGUACCACCAUCCAUCAAGAAGUCAGCGUGGGAGGCCCCAUAUAUCCCUCGUCAUUUUACAUUCUAGACGAACACUUGAACGAGGUGCCUCCGGGAACACCGGGAGAGCUGUAUAUUGGCGGUCCCACUGUGAAUGCGGGUUAUAUCAACCGUCCAGAGAAGACAGCUGCUGUCUUCAUGAACAAUCCCUGGGCCACCGAGGACGAACGUACCCACGGGUAUGACCGCCUCUACCGCACAGGAGACCGUUUCCUUCUCUCCCACGAUGGCAAACUGUACAUUCAAGGGCGAGUGGCUGGGGACCGUCAAGUCAAGAUCCGGGGCAUGCGCACUGAGCUUACCGAGAUCGAGCAAGCACUGUCAAAGACAUGUCAGAACCAUGUAUCGUCCCACCAAGUCAGCUUCGUGGCAGUUGCGCACUACAAGACCUCGACAGAUGGAGGUACAUUGGUCGCCUUCAUCGUGGCACCGAAGCUGGCUGAGGACGACCUUUCCACCCAGCAACAGAUCCGCUCCAUAAUCCUCUCGGACCUCCGAUCUAAACUUCCAUUCCAUAUGAUACCGUCUGCACUUGAGUUCCGCACAUCUCUGCCUCUACUUGUGUCCGGAAAGAUUGACUACAAGACAUUGCAAUCCUGUCCCCCUCCGUCGGCUAACUGCCACGACUGUGGGAUAACGAGUAAAAUGGUUGGCGCGAAUGGUGCCGAGGCAAACUUAACACCUUUGCAAUCUCGCGUUGCCCUCAUCUGGGCAUCUGUCCUUGGGGGCAAGAUAGCGGCAGAUCAGGUGGAUCCCGAGGCUGACUUCUUUUCGGUUGGAGGCCAUUCACUACUGCUUUUCCGCCUGCAGUCAGGUAUCACGGAGGACUUUCAAAUCUCCAUUCCGCUCCGGGAACUCUUCACUGCGAGCACCGUCGCGGCCCAGGCGACACUAAUUCAAUCCACCCUACAAAGCCAGCAGCAACCCAGCUCCGGGUCCACCAUCGACUGGGACUCGGAGACGGCCCUUCCCAAGGGUUUCCCUGCCCACGUUCAGCCUCUCCCUGGCCUUGGUCAAGUCUCCGGCGAUGUUGCCCUGACCGGUGGUUGCACAAUGAUAGGAGCGCACUUCGUCCACCACCUCUUGACGACCACCCCAGCGACGGCGCACUGCCUAGCCAUAGAGGCAGAGUCUCGCGAAGAAGCGAAAACUCGACUUUUGAAUGCCCUACAGCAGUGGAAUCUGCUCCAGGACCUGGACGACGAGCACACCGGCCGUCUUCUCGGCUACCCAGGAUUCCUCAGCCACCCAACGCUGGGACUAUCCGAGGACCAGAUCCAGUGCGUCGACGAGGCCACAACAGCGCUUUACCAAAUCGACUCAGAGGUCUCGCUCUUCAAAUCCUACGCCCAUCUAACAACCUCCAACCUCGGCUCCAUCCGAUUCCUCCUCAACCUUGCCACCAGAAACCCCCGUCGCGCCAAACCGCUGCACUAUCUCUCGACCUGGGGCGUACCCCAUCUGCAAUCGUGGUCCGACACGGAGCUGCCGUCCCGCACAUGGGAAGCCGGGCCCGUAGCCCUCACGCACAUGCGCCCCGGGACAGACGACCGGCUGGGCUACCUCAAGUGCCGCUGGGCGUGCGAGCGGCUGCUAUACCGGGCGGCCGAGCGCGGGUUACCCGUGUCGAUCUUCCGGCCGUCGAUGUGCACGCCGGCGCCAGGGCGACGAACCACCCUGGCGCGCACCGACAUCAACCGACGCAUCCUCGUGGGCAGUCUGCAGGUGGGGAUGGUGCCGGACUUCAACAGCGACCGAGGCGGCGGGAUGAGCUGGAUCACGGCCGACUUUCUGGUGCAGAGCAUUCUGUACCUGUCGCAGCGUGCGCCGACGGCGGGCGACACCCCGCUGCAGAUUCACCACGUCGUGGCGCCGCAGCACACGCCCUACUCGGGCGUCCCGAGCGCCCUGUUCCCGACACAGUCGUCGCUGAAGUCGGUGCCCCCGCGCGACUGGUUUGCGGCCUUACGCGCGUCCCAGGACCCCGAGAUGGCCAUGCAGGCGGCGGUCCUGGAGGAAUGGUACUCGGCCGGGUGGGUGUCGUUUCCUCUGGAGUCGUCGGAAACACAUCGGCGGUUGUGUGAGGCAGGGAUCGUGUCUCGCCCUGUUGACAGUGAGAUGCUGCAGGACCUCGUGAUCGGAGAUGGGAAGUUCUAG
Molecule: messenger RNA, 11160 nt
Organism: Aspergillus steynii IBT 23096
Lineage: Eukaryota; Fungi; Ascomycota; Eurotiomycetes; Eurotiales; Aspergillaceae
Product: putative polyketide synthase
Exons: 5
Coding region: 1-11160 (3719 amino acids)
Biological process (GO): secondary metabolite biosynthetic process; fatty acid biosynthetic process
Molecular function (GO): fatty acid synthase activity; phosphopantetheine binding; 3-oxoacyl-[acyl-carrier-protein] synthase activity
Source: RefSeq, a predicted model, not a curated record